Messenger RNA from Tribolium castaneum (red flour beetle), 2321 nucleotides. RefSeq names its product Sphingosine kinase 2 (gene Sk2). NCBI's taxonomy places the organism in Eukaryota, Metazoa, Arthropoda, Insecta, Coleoptera, Tenebrionidae. The transcript is spliced from 3 exons. The record is from RefSeq and is a predicted model, not a curated record. Gene Ontology annotation, cellular component: membrane; cytoplasm; intracellular membrane-bounded organelle. Gene Ontology annotation, biological process: sphingosine biosynthetic process; phosphorylation. The coding region runs from base 186 to 1949 and encodes 587 amino acids.
GUUGGUGCCCCUGCGCCUGUCAUUACAAAUUUGGUUAAAAUGAUUUGCGCCAGUGAGUGAAAAGUUGUAAAUUGUGUUGCACGUAGUUGGACCUUGACGCUGUAAAAUUCAAAGUUAAAAUGAAAACGUAGAGUGGUUUGAAAUCAGUUCGGCCGUGUUUCAAGUCGUGUCAAGUCCGUACGAGCAUGGAAACGAAAAGCGAAGAAUCGGCCCAAAACAGGGUCCUUCUGGAGGAGACCUUCUACGUUUUGACGAAGAAGAAUUGCGUGUUUCGGGUCCGCUUGACGAAAGCCGGCCUUUGUCUAGUGAAAGAAAGCGAGAACAACAUCAAAGAGCAAGUGAUUCCAAUCCAAGACAUCAUAGGCUGCAGGUGUCUCAGGAGCAAGAAACAGUCGAAAAAUUGCGCCUGUCAGUCAAUUCCGCGCUCUGCCAACCUCAAAGUAGUCGAGGAAAAUUCGGGGGAUUUGGACGACACGGACGUGAGCGCCUACCUCUACAUUUACGCUUAUAUUUUAGUCAAUAACAAGGGCACGAGCAAAAAGAGGGAGCGCACAAUUAUCACGCUGAGAUUUCGGUCGUUUGACAAAUACGAAGACAACAACAAGGAAGCGCAGAGGUGGAGGACGAUGAUCAAGAGGCUGAUCAAGGGCGAGAACGUUAGCACGAGUCACAUUGCCGAUUUUUCCGUUUCAAAUAAGUACAAGGAAGACAGGAGGUUGUUGGUGUUGUGCAACCCCAAGAGCGGGCCUGGGAAGGGCAGGAUCAUUUUUCAACAAAAAGUCGUUCCUAUUCUACAGGAGGCGGAAAUUCCUUAUGAUUUACAUAUCACCAAAUAUGCUAAUUUUGCAAGAGAAUUUAUCAGGACAUGCAAUAUUUUCCAGUGGAGUGGAAUUAUUCUGGUCGGCGGUGACGGCAUCGUCUUCGAAGCAAUAAACGGUCUCUUCGAGCGCUGGGACUGGUCCGACGUCGUCAAAACCAUUCCAAUCGGUGUGAUUCCCGGCGGCUCCGGCAACGGCCUAGCCCGCAGCAUCGCCUACCACUGCUCGGAGCCCUACCUCCCUUCACCAACCCUACCCUCCGCCCUCGCCGCCGUUCGCAACAACUGCGCCCCCAUGGACCUCGUCCGCGUCGAAACAACCUCCCAAAUAAUGUUCUCGUUCUUAUCAGUGGGGUGGGGCUUCCUUUCCGACAUCGACAUCGAAAGCGAGCGCCUCCGCAUGCUAGGGGGGCAACGGUUCACCGUGUGGUCGGUCGCGAGACUCAUAGGGCUGCGCAGCUACGGGGGCAAAUUAUGGUAUUUACCGGCGAACGUGCCUUUGGUGCCCACCAGACUCGAAGUGAACACCGGAAGUGCAUUAGAUCUGCCUGCGGAGGUGCAUUUGGAGACUCAGACGGGGCGUCAGCGGUUGGAUUCGUGGUACAGUGCGGCGUCGCGACGCAGCGCCUAUUUUUCGGCGACGGGGAGCAGUUAUCAGUCGACGGCGGAUAGUGGCGGUGGGGGCGACCCCUUCGGGGGCGAUCCGGACAAGCCACGGAUGUAUGGCCCCGCCAGCAAGCUCCCUUGUCUCACGCAGCCCCUUGAUAAAGAGACAUGGAAGUGCAUAGAGGGGCGGUUUGUUAUGGUGCACGCCUCCUAUCAGACGCAUUUGGGGGAGGAUUGCCUUUUCGCCCCCGAUGCCAAGCUCAACGACGGCACGAUUUGGUUGCUGAUCGUGCAUGGGGGCACCACGAGGACGCAGCUGUUGCAUUUUCUGUUGGGGCUGAGCACGGGGGCACAUACGUCGAUGGUGGGCGAAGGGGGCCCGAUUGAGCUGAUAGCAGUGAAUGCGUUCCGGAUAGAGCCGGAUAUGAACGAACAGGGGUAUAUGACGGUUGAUGGGGAACAUGUUGAGUAUGGGCCGAUUCAAGCUGAGGUUUUUCCGAGUUUGGCGAGAGUUAUGGUUCCCUGAUCGGAACAUUCCUUAGGUACUAAUUGUAAAAAUAAAUCUAGGGUUGUGAUUUUAUCUACUUUAGAGCCACUCCUUAUAAGGCUCGAUGGCAUUUAAUGGUGGUCGUUUUGCCGGCUUUAAUCUUGCUGAUUUGUUUUUUAUUAUUAUGGAGAGAGAAUCACGAGCUCCAGGUAUUACAUAACAGCUGAUCAAACUGGCCUAGCUUUAAUACAUAGUAUUACGGCAGCUUGACUUUAAAAGCCAAGCUAUAUUAAUUGUUAUUAAUUUUUGUUCACGAGGCAGAAAUCUUAUUAUUCCAGUGAUACGAACACCAGUGUAAGGAAAAAACUUUCAUAGUUGAGACAAGCGUCUCAGGAGAUUUAUCUAUUGAUC